Molecule: messenger RNA, 1902 nt
Organism: Kogia breviceps (pygmy sperm whale)
Lineage: Eukaryota; Metazoa; Chordata; Mammalia; Artiodactyla; Physeteridae
Gene: DOK1
Product: docking protein 1
Biological process (GO): positive regulation of MAPK cascade; cell surface receptor protein tyrosine kinase signaling pathway; Ras protein signal transduction
Cellular component (GO): cytoplasm
Source: RefSeq, a predicted model, not a curated record
AGGAAGGGCGGAAGGAACCGCCGGGGGCCAUGGACGGGGCCGUGAUGGAAGGGCCGCUGUUUUUGCAGAGCCAGCGUUUCGGUACCAAGAGGUGGAGGAAGACCUGGGCGGUGCUCUACCCGGCCAGCCCCCACGGUGUCGCGCGGCUCGAGUUCUUUGACCACAAGGGGUCGAGCUCUGGAGGGGGCCGAGGGAGCUCUCGCCGCCUGGACUGCAAGGUGAUCCGUCUGGCUGAGUGUGUGAGCGUGACCCCCGUGGCCGUGGAGAGCCCCCCUGAGCCUGGCGCCGCAGCUUUCCGCCUGGACACCGCACAGCGUUCCCACCUGCUGGCGGCCGACGCGCCGUCCAGCGCCGCCUGGGUGCAAACGCUGUGCCGAAACGCCUUUCCGAAAGGCAGCUGGGCCCUGGCGCCUGCCGAGAACCCACCCAAGCUUUCUGCCCUGGAGAUGCUGGAGAAUUCACUGUAUAGCCCCGCCUGGGAAGGAUCCCAGUUCUGGGUAACCGUGCAAAGGACUGAAGCCUCUGAGCGUUGUGGCCUGCAUGGCUCCUAUAUGCUGAGAGUGGAGGCUGAGAGGCUGACUCUCCUGGGUGUCAGGGCCCAGAGUCAGAUACAGGAGCCACUCCUUUCCUGGCCUUACACUCUGUUGCGUCGCUAUGGGCGAGACAAGGUCAUGUUCUCUUUUGAGGCUGGCCGCCGCUGCCCCUCUGGCCCUGGAACCUUCACCUUCCAAACGGCACAGGGAAAUGACAUCUUUCAGGCAGUUGAGACUGCUAUCCACCGACAGAAGGCCCAGGGAAAGGCCAGCCAGGGGCAGGAUGUUCUCAGAGCUGAUUCCCAUGAAGGAGAAGUGGCAGAAGGGAAGUUGGCUCCCCACCGGGGCCCCCAGGAGCUCGCAGGCAGUGCUCCAGCCCUGUAUGCUGAACCCUUAGACUCCCUGCGCAUUCUUCCAGGCCCUUCCCAAGAUUCCGUAUACUCAGACCCCCUGGACAGCACCCCUGCUCAGGCAGGGGAGGGGUUAAAGAAACCUCUCUACUGGGACUUGUGUGAGCAUGUGCAGCAGCAGCUGAUAAAGGCCAAGCUGACAGACCCCAAAGAAGACCCCAUCUAUGAUGAACCUGAGGGCCUGGCCCCAGCUGCUCUCCGGGGCCUUUAUGAUCUGCCUCAGGAGCCCAAGGAUGCAUGGUGGUGCCAGGCUCGGGUGAAGGAGGAGGGCUAUGAGCUCCCCUACAACCCUGCUACUGAUGACUACGCCGUGCCACCCCCGCGGAGCACAAAGCCCUUCCCAGCUCCCAAGCCCCAGGGCCUGGCCUUCUCUGAAUCCGGUGCUGCAGCUGGCAGUGGCAGCAAAGGCCAUAGCUUAGACGCUGCCCUGUAUAGCCAGGUCCAGAAGAGUGGGGCCUCAGGUAGCCGGGACUGUGGGCUCUCUGGAGCAGGGACUGACAGGACUGGGGCCAAGUCAGAGGGCUCCACAUGAGAAGAAGGGCAAGGCUGGGGUUGCUGAUAGGAGGACCAUGGGGAGGUGGCACUGGGGAUCAAAGAAACCUGUUAGAACCAGCAGGAACCAGAGGGGUCUGUGUGUAGAGACCAGGGUACAAGGGGAGUCAAGGGAAGGAUGAUCUGUCCCAAGAAGUCAUGGAAGUGGGACAGUUGGCAGGGGCUCAGGGAUUGGAUCUGGGGGAGGCCAGCACCUCUAAGUCAUCCCCACCAAAGGAAGGGAUAGCUGCUGGAGCAGUAUUAUACAAAGGGGUGUUUGGUCAGAGUAGGUACAGUUUGAGCGGCCUGUAUGGAGGCUAUAGGGAGACACUGGGCUGUGUCUUGAUCCUUCCCCCUGCAUUGUUCUUUGCCAGAGAGAUAUAUUUUUUUAAAGUUUUAUCCUCAUUAAAGUCAGUUUGGGUUUAAGA